UGGGAAUGCAUGCCCCGCUGACGAAAUCAGUGGGCAAGACGACCGUACCUUACCCCUCGUUCCCGCAACACCCAGCCCCGAGCCAGCAAAUCGAUAUCAGGUCAUCGCGAACGACGCAGGACGCGACGACGCCGCACUCAACACACAUACCCAGACUCGCGUUCGAAACCAACAUCGUCGUUACGACCUCACCAAUAACCCGAAAAGGAGCAGCCCCGUCGACGACCGUUUGUUCAACCCCUCACUCUCACACACGUAUACGCACACACACACACACACACACACACAAUAUGGCUAGCGACAUCGCGAGAAAGAAGCGACGUAUAGCCCUCGGCUGCGAGGGGUCCGCCAACAAGCUCGGCAUCGGCGUGAUCCUGCACGAGGGCGACCUGGGGUCGCCCAAGUCGACGGUGCUGUCCAACGUGCGGCACACGUUCGUGUCCCCGCCGGGGACGGGGUUCCUGCCCAAGGACACGGCGCGGCACCACCGGGCCUUCUUCGUGCGCGUCGCGAAGCAGGCGCUGGCCGACGCGGGCGUCGGCCCCGACGAGAUCGACUGCGUCUGCUACACGCGGGGGCCGGGGAUGGGGGCGCCGCUGACGUCGGUCGCGGUGGCGGCGCGCACGCUCGCGCUGCUCUGGGGCAAGCCGCUCGUGGGGGUCAACCACUGCGUCGGGCACAUCGAGAUGGGGCGGGCCAUCACGGGCGCCGACCACCCCGUGGUGCUGUACGUGUCCGGCGGCAACACGCAGGUGAUCGCGUACGCGGAGCAGCGCUACCGCAUCUUUGGCGAGACGCUCGACAUCGCCGUGGGCAACUGCCUCGACCGUUUCGCGCGCGCGCUCGCCAUCAGCAACGACCCGGCCCCGGGGUACAACAUCGAGCAGCUGGCCAAGCGAGGGGGCAGGGUGUUGCUGGACCUGCCGUACGCGGUGAAGGGGAUGGACUGCUCCUUCAGCGGCAUCCUGACGCGCGCGGAGGAGCUGGCGGCGCAGAUGAAGGCCGGCGUGGGCAAGGGUCCCGACGGGGAGCCGUUCACGGCGGCAGACCUCUGUUUCAGUCUGCAGGAGACGGUGUUCGCGAUGCUGGUGGAGAUCACGGAGCGGGCCAUGGCGCACGUGGGGAGUAGCCAGGUGCUCAUUGUGGGCGGCGUGGGGUGCAAUGAGCGGCUCCAGGAGAUGAUGGGUCUCAUGGCGGCCGACCGUGGCGGGAGCGUCUACGCGACGGACGAGCGUUUCUGUAUAGACAAUGGUAUCAUGAUAGCGCAUGCCGGCUUGCUGGCGUACGAGACGGGGUUCAGUACCCCGGUCGAGGAUAGCACGUGUACACAGCGAUUUAGGACAGACGAGGUGCUCGUCAAAUGGAGGAAGUAAUAUGCUUUCUCAUUGAACAUCUAACUUAAUCGUGACAUUGCGCGAGGGACUCUCAAGUCUCCCGCAGCACUUGCUCCAUAAUAACUCCUAAAAGCCAGGCGUAGCCAUGUCGCCGUUGAUAA
Molecule: messenger RNA, 1495 nt
Organism: Thermothelomyces thermophilus ATCC 42464
Lineage: Eukaryota; Fungi; Ascomycota; Sordariomycetes; Sordariales; Chaetomiaceae
Exons: 1
Coding region: 291-1373 (360 amino acids)
Biological process (GO): tRNA threonylcarbamoyladenosine modification
Cellular component (GO): EKC/KEOPS complex; cytoplasm
Source: RefSeq, a predicted model, not a curated record